GGACUUGUCUCAAUCAAAGAGAAACAUGCAUAAGCUUAAUGGGAUAGAAGUGAAUUCUUCAGAGAAUCAAAUUUAAAUGAUUGUAACAAUGAUUUGGUAGAUCUGUUUCCCGCACAAAAUUCACAGAUGGUCCACAAAAAAAAUACCACCGUGGCUGAGGGUAGAGCACUGUGUCUCAGAGGAUGAAUAAACAGUGGGAAAAGAGAAGGGAGGAAAUCUUUUGCAGUGACAGUGCCACAGAGAUGUUGUGUCAUAAGACUACAGCCAGAGCACCAGUGAUUUCAAGCAUGUGUUUAUUUUGCAUCUGUCUUUCAAGCUAUGUCAUGCGGUAUCCAUUACUUAGCAUCCGUGUUCAUGGCUGUUACUCCUAACUUCGUAUGUGGGUUCCCUGGAAAUGUGAGUAAUAUUCUUUUCCACAACUCCUCUGCAUCAAGUAUACAGGACAUCUGGACACUAUGGACAUCAACAGAAAACUACGUUGUAGUCCAGCUGGAAAAUGGAGAAAUUUGGGAAAUUAAUCAAUGCAGCAGAUCCAAACGAGAAGUCAGUUUGGAUCUGGCAUAUGAAUACAAAGGCAACAAGUCUGUAUUUUCGUGUUCUGAUGGAUUUCUCUAUGAUGAUACAAAGUGGAAGAGCACUGUUGUUACGCAGUGGGAUCUGGUCUGUGACCGAGAAUGGCUGGCAAAAUUAAUCCAGCCUACAUUCAUGCUUGGAGUCUUGAUUGGAGCAGUGAUUUUUGGUGACAUUGCUGACAGGCUGGGAAGACAGCGUGUUAUAUGGUUCACAAGUGCUGGUCAGUUUGUAUUUGGCAUUGCAGUGGCCUUCACAUUUGACUACUACAGUUUUGUGACUGUGCGCUUUCUUCUUGCUAUGGUUUCAAGUGGCUAUCUGGUUGUGGCUUUUGUUUAUGUGACUGAAUUUGUUGGCAUUAAAGCACGAACCUGGGCUUCUAUGCAUGUCCAUGCUUUUUUUGCUAUGGGAAUUAUGAUUGUGGCACUCGUGGGAUUUCUGGUUCGGACCUGGUGGGUCUAUCAGAUAUUUCUCUCCAUAGCAACUCUUCCCUUUGUCUUGUGCUGCUGGAUGCUCCCAGAAACACCUUUUUGGCUCCUGUCAGAGGAAAGAUAUGAAGAUGCACAAAAAGUGAUUAAUACAAUGGCAAAAUGGAAUAAAGUAAACACUCCCUGCAAAGUUUCUGAACUGUGCUCAGUCCAACAAGAUGAUCCAGUCAAUGGCAGAAUGGGUGAAAAUGACAUGUCCUCAACAAAGAAGCACAACAUCUUAGACCUGUUCUGUAACUGGCAAAUUGCAAGAAGGACCAUCACGGUCUGGCUGAUCUGGUUCACUGGGAGCUUAGGGUACUACGUCUUCUCCCUCAGUUCUGUCAGUCUAGGAGGCAGCGAGUAUUUAAAUCUCUUUCUCAUAGGACUUCAGUAUAUUAAUUAUUUUAGCAAAUAUGGCUGGAAAAUUUUCAAUAGGUGUGGCAUUUGGCCUUAUAUAUCUCUACACAGCAGAACUGUACCCAACAAUUGUAAGAUCACUUGCUGUUGGAAGUGGAAGCAUGAUGUGCCGUGUAGGAAGCGUGGUUGCUCCUUUCUGUGUAUAUCUGAGAAGUGUUUGGAUUUUCAUGCCACUUGGCAGCUGAAAAAGAAGGGCUGUGCUUGUCCAUGGACUGCUGGGAGGCUCGCUGGGUGCGCUGAGAACCACACGCUAUUUCCACAGCUACCAGUGCUGAGUGAGAAGGUACGUUUCUUUUUCCUCUGCCUCUGUAUCCUGGAGAUGGCAGCACCCAAGGUCGCAGUGGUCGGCGCGGGAGUCAUCGGCCUGUCCACAGCACUGUGCAUUGUGGAGGCUUGUCCCAGCUGCUCUGUGACAGUCCUUUCAGACCAGUUCAGCCCCAACACAUUGAGUGAUGUUGGUGCUGGGAUGCUCAUUCCUCACACGUACCCAGGCACACCGAUUCACGUGCAGAAGCAGUGGUUCAAAGAGACUUUCACUUACCUUUUUGCCAUCAGCAACUCAGCCGAGGCAUCAGAGGCUGGCAUUCACCUGGUCUCUGGGUGGCAGAUCUUUAAAAGCACUCCCAAGGAAGAGUUACCUUUCUGGUCAGAUGCAGUCCUGGGUUUUCGACUAAUGUCCGAAGCAGAACUCCAGAAGUUCCCACAGUACCGAUUUGGUCAAGCCUUUACGACACUGAAAUGUGACUGUCCACCCUACCUGCUGUGGCUGGAGAAAAGGUUGAAAGCAGCUGGCGUCCAGAUGUACAACAGAAAAGUUUCAGACUUGUGGGAGCUGCACAGUGAAUAUGACAUCGUUGUCAACUGCACAGGCAUUGGAGCCCACCAGCUAGUGGGGGACAAGAAACUCUUCCCUGUCAGGGGACAAGUACUCAAGGUUUAUGCUCCUUGGGUGAAAAACUUCAUCCGGGACGGGGAUGGCUUAACUUACAUCUACCCAGGGAUACACAGGGUAACCCUGGGGGGAACCAGGGAAAAGGAGAGCUGGAGUCUCUCCCCUAACCCUGGCACUACCAAAGACAUCUUUGACAGAUGCUGCUCCCUUGAGCCCUCACUGCGGGAAGCUCAGGAUAUCAAGGUGAAGGUGGGCCUGAGGCCAUCCAGGCAGAGCGUGAGAUUGCAGAGGGAGGUUUUGAGCCAAGGAGGAGUUAAGCUCCCAGUGGUCCACAACUACGGGCAUGGGGCAGGUGGCUUUUCAGUGCACAGGGGCACAGCCAAAGAGGCUGCUCGCCUGGUGGGAGAGUGCAUUGCUGCCCUGAGAGGCUGUUCAUCAGGGGCCAAGCUUUGAAUCUCAGAGGCUCCUUUUCCAUUUACAGCAGGCUAGUGUUGCAUCUCCUAGUAGCAGCUUGGACUUUUACUCCAUUACAGAAUAAAAGGAAAGAAACUAAGUCAACAACUUGUGCCAUUGCAGAUAUUCAGUGGUAUCUCACCUGGCUUCCAGCUGCUACCUUGGAAAGGCAUGGUGGUUUGCUCCAAGUAUUGGUCUAGCUGUUCGUCUCCUCUAUGUGGCAUUGUUGCUGCCCUGGGCCUUUGUCCUAGCCUCAUGUUAAGAAGACAAGAUACAUAAAUACUCUCCACAUAACAGGGAUCACAUUGCUGCAGUAUAAUACAAAUAACAUCAGUUUAGCAUUUCUGUGUCUAAAGGGUGUCAGAUGCACUAGGUUCAGAUUCAGUAAAAAUCAGUUCUCUCCUCUUGUGCCAAAUCUAAUCUAGUGUUGCCCUUGCUCCUGCCAUUCCUAGCAAAUUCUAUCAUUGACUACAUAAUUUACAAGGAAAAGAAAACCCCACACAGUGCUGCAUUACAGCACUCCAGGUCAGCUCUUACAAUGUUAGGUCAUUGUCUGCCACAGUGAUUUUAAGAGCAGGUCUGUGAUACUGAUCACUGCAUUUGCUCAUAUUACACCUCAGAGAACUUAGUUUCUGCUAACAUUGCCCCAUAUGAACUACAGUUUUGUGCAUCUUUUCUCACGCUUGUUUGCAAGUCUGUUUUUUUUCCUCCAAGUCUCUCAGAUUUUGCUCUCACAGAUGAUUUCCCCCCCACCCUGCAUAGC
Molecule: messenger RNA, 3565 nt
Organism: Chiroxiphia lanceolata (lance-tailed manakin)
Lineage: Eukaryota; Metazoa; Chordata; Aves; Passeriformes; Pipridae
Product: solute carrier family 22 member 16-like
Exons: 12
Coding region: 319-2802 (827 amino acids)
Biological process (GO): transmembrane transport
Cellular component (GO): membrane
Molecular function (GO): FAD binding; D-amino-acid oxidase activity
Source: RefSeq, a predicted model, not a curated record